UGUUGGUUACGGCCGCCUCAAGCAAAUAUGUGUUUUGAGGAAGACAAAUUCGAAUAUUUUCUCUAGAUAAUUACUAUUGUGCCUCAAGUACUUUGUGUUACUUCCAAAAUAUUUUUGUUUGCUCUGUUUGUUGUUUAUCGCUUCAGUUGGAUGAGAUGAGAUGAAGGAGGCUUGAGUACUCUUGAGUGACAGGAUUUGGCUGAGAAUUGGGAAAUCUAAAAUGAGGCUGUAGUAUGUGGUGGUUAAUUAAAAAUGUAUGUGAGCAACCGAAAUCUGAGGCGUGGAAGAAACACUCGUCGUAUUGGGGGAGUAAAAGCAGAGGACGCCCUCACAAAAACUCAUCGGAUGAUGAACGCUGCCGCUACGCAAAGAAAUACAAAAGAAGGCGCAAAGCAAAUGGAAGUAGCUCAAAAAGGGGUCUCGAACAAUCAGUGUGCUGGCCUGACUGCAGCAAGCAUUGCCGGAUCUUCCACCAGAGACAGCUAAUUUGCAAUCGGCUGCGCCAUGCGUGCAAUAGGCCUCAGGAAAAUCGGCAAAUAAAGUUCCAUGUACAAAAGAAAUCAGAAUCAUUGUGGAAUGGUGGAAGUAUUUGGUUAAGGGUGAGCCGGAGAUUGGCACAAAAAGUAGAGCCGGAAAACAGCAAGUUGUCUGAUCUCGACCCAGAAACACCGGCGACGGUGGAAAAAGUGAUGCUGAUCAGUGCUUUGAACGGACUUCCAGCUUAUUUAGCAUAUACUCGGACAACAAGAGUUAAGAGGCCGGAACACUCAUUCAAGCUGUUUGGAUGAACACAUCGGUACCCCAAGAACUCCUGGCAUGUAGCGUCAACAAAUGUGCUUAAUAGGGGAAGAAGAGGUCGAUUGGUACAAGGUUCUCAGUGUGAACCCAUCUGAUGCAGAAGAUGUCAUUAGAAAGCAGUACAAGAGGUGGGCACUUGUGUUGCAUCCAGAUAAAAACAGCUCUAAUGGAGCCAAUGGUGCCUUACACUUAAUUUUAGUUGCUUGGGACUUAUUCUCCGACAAGCCGUAAAGGCUUGAGAAUGGGUUGAAACGGGGCACUGUCAAAAUUCUAGGCGAAUAGAAUGUAACUACAUUAUCCGAAGUUUAUGGUGAAUUAUGGCAAUGUUUUAAGCAUUUAUACUAUUAUGUACAUUUCUACAUUGAUAGGAGAUUAUAUC
Messenger RNA from Andrographis paniculata, 1177 nucleotides. RefSeq lists its product as uncharacterized. The record is from RefSeq and is a predicted model, not a curated record. Bases 234 to 788 code for a protein of 184 amino acids. The transcript is spliced from 4 exons. NCBI's taxonomy places the organism in Eukaryota, Viridiplantae, Streptophyta, Magnoliopsida, Lamiales, Acanthaceae.